Setaria italica (foxtail millet) is the source of this 1612-nucleotide messenger RNA. RefSeq names its product UPF0481 protein At3g47200. The transcript has 2 exons. The record is from RefSeq and is a predicted model, not a curated record. NCBI's taxonomy places the organism in Eukaryota, Viridiplantae, Streptophyta, Magnoliopsida, Poales, Poaceae. Bases 68 to 1384 code for a protein of 438 amino acids.
AGCACUUGCAUGAGUUGACUUCCAUUUAUAAUCUAUAAACCACCAAUACUUUUGGAUAAUCAAUCUGAUGGCGGGAGCGCCUGCUAAUGAUAGUUCUAGCAGCUGGGUGGUGGAGAUGGAGAAGAUGCUCGAGCACACCGACCCGUCGGCGGAGGCGGCGCGGUGGAGGAAGGCCUCCAUCUACCGAGUGCCGGAGCGGAUCAAGCACCAGACCAAGGCCGAGGCGUACCGGCCGCAGCUGGUGUCGCUGGGUCCCUUCCACCACGGCAGUUGCCACCUGCUGCCCAUGGAGGAGCACAAGCGCCGCGCGGUGCUGCACCUGGUGAAGCGGGCGAGGGUGCCGCUCGGCGACUUCGCCGCGGCCGUGGAGGAGGUGGCGGAUGAGCUGAUGGAUGCCUACGAUGGCCUGGAUGAACGGUGGCGUGGAGCAGGAAGGGACGGCUUCGUGGAGGUGAUGCUCACGGACGGGUGCUUCUUGCUGGAGAUGAUGAGGACGGGCAGGCUUGUGCUCAAGGGCAAACCGCUAAAGGACUACGCACCCAACGAUCCUGUCUUCAGCAUCCAUGGGUUCUAUUUUCUGCGCCCGGACAUCCAGUCCGACAUGAUCCUGAUGGAAAACCAGCUGCCUCUGCUCCUCUUGCAGAGGAUCUUGGCCGUGCAGCGCGGCACAUCUUCGCCGAGCGCUGAAGACAUCAACGAAUUGGUACUCCGUUUUCUGGACUGCCCGCUCGACGAAGGCACUGGCAAACUGGGUCUCCACCCCUUGGAAUUGUAUCACAAAUGCUUCCGUGAUCUCCAACCAAACGUUAGCAGAUUGGGCAGCAAGAGGGAGGACACCGUGCCAUCUGCUGCCGAGCUCAGUGAGGCAGGGAUCCAUUUCGAGAUGAGUGCUACUAAAAGAGUCUCCGACAUAGACUUCGAAAAUGGCGUGCUAAGAAUGCCAUUGGUCGGAGUCUACGACGAAACCGAGAAAAACUACCUCAACAUGAUGGCAUUCGAGCUGCUGCACCGCUACGCCGGGAACGACGUGACAGACUAUAUAAUCUUCAUGGACAACAUCAUCAACUCAGAAAGAGAUGUGAAGCUGCUGAGAUCAAAAGGCCUAAUCAAAAGCGGGCUGGGAAGCGACAUGGAGGUGGCAAGGCUGUUCAACACCCUGUCCAAGGGAGCAGUCAUGAGCCCUUUCUGCAAGCUGCUCGAUGUGCAAAAGAAGAUGAACGACCACUGCAGGAAGCGAUGGAACAAAUGGCGGGCAAGCUUCGAACACACCUACCUGAGCAACCCCUGGGUGUUCAUCUCACUCGUCGCCGCCGCUGUUCUGCUGGUCGCUACCCUAAUGCAAACCAUCUACUCUGUUAUGCCGUUCUACACCAAGAAUAGCUAGCCGGCGCCCAAUUAAUUAAUACAACCGAAAAAAUGUUUCUUAUGAGAAAACUAAUUUGCAUCACCAAAUAAAUUGUUGCAUGUUUUCAUUUUUCAUAUUUCCCAAUGAGACUAUGGAAAACCAUGUCAGUCUCAAGCUCAUUUGUAUUCUUUUAAUUGCAAGCAUGCGUCGUACGGAUUGAAGUUUCAAAAGUCAAAACUCUUAUCUCUACAAAAAUUUGUGUUAUAA